This is a messenger RNA of Dibothriocephalus latus, 393 nucleotides long. The record is from the annotation of a GenBank genome assembly. NCBI's taxonomy places the organism in Eukaryota, Metazoa, Platyhelminthes, Cestoda, Diphyllobothriidea, Diphyllobothriidae.
AUGUAUAGAGCAUGUGUUUUGGAAACUGUAAAUGACGCCGCUCAGGAGGAACACUCGGAGGAUGAGGUGGAAGGUGUCCCCGACAGUGAAGACGAACACAUGACAGGCGGAAAAAUGCAUGGGUUGCCUGAAUAUCUUAAAAAACAGGGUGUCUGGAGAGUGUCGAGGGUUUCCGAAGCAGAAAGCCUUGCUUCGUAUGCUUCAGUAAUCUCAAUUCCAGAAAAGAAACAGAAGCACGCGGUCCUCAAGGCACUUAAAAUGAACCGACCCGAAUGGUACUUCCUACUUUUCGGAUUCCUAAUGACGAUGCUCGGCGGACUCACCCUUCCAUCCUUCGCUCUCCUCUACUCGGAAAUGUUCCAGGUGCCAAAAUGUCUUUCGCCAAAUAUUUGA